AUGCCCUUCUGCAACGUCACGCCUUCCGAGGCGAGCCGCCUGCUGAGCACGGCGGCGGGGCGGGAAGAGGCGGAGGGCGCGGCCGUGGCGGACCACGCCGUCCUGCUGGCCGAGAACGUAAUGAGGCGGUACGUGGAGGGGCGGUCCGCCGAGUGCGGCCCCACCGGCGCCGGUGACUCCCCCGCGUCGUCGCCCUCGCCGUCGUGGUUUGACGCAGCAAAGGCGGAUGCGGCGCGGGCGGUGAGGGAGUUCCCGUACCCGUCGCUGUUUCUCCACCCGCUUCCAGCAGACAUGCGCGAGCACCCGGAGGCCCCGCCGCCAUCGACUGGUGCUGCUGUCGGCUGCGCCGUGGGGGAGCCGCCGGGGGGAGGCUACCGGGAGAUGCUCCUGCUCGACGGCGCGGCGCCUGCGCUGGCGACGGUGCUGCAGGGCGAGUGUGGCCUCGCCGUCGUCUCCCCUCGCAGUGGCUCCGCGGGGCCGCAACGCGUGUACCUGCUGAGCCCCGACGCCACUUCCUGCACCAUCGUGGCGUGCCGGGUUGGCCUGCAUCCGCGGCUGCGCCGGCGGCUCACGGCGGCCGCGGGCGGACUGGCGGGGUCGGGCGACGGGGCGCUUGUUUGGCGGUGCUGCGAGACAUUUACGGCGGCCAUGGGCCACUUUGACGGCGCGCGGGGCGUUGCAGAGGCGCUGUGCGAGAUGCUCUGGGAGGCCGCGCUGCCCGCGUGGUUCCAUGCGGUCCUGCGCGGCGCCGACGACGACGACGACGGGGCGGCCGCUGAGGGCGACGCGGUGGGCGCGGCGACGGCCCUCGUGGAGCGACUACGCCGCCUCGCGCAGACGACAGCAACAGGCGCCGUCGCGUCUGCCGACCCGGGCGCCCCUCUGCUGGUGGCGGAGUGGUUUGUGGUGGGGGGCGUGCGGAGCCGGGCGCACACGCCGCCCAUUCUGGCCGCCGUGUUGGGUGCGUUGUUUGCCGCGGAGGAGCCGGCGGGCGGGGGCGCGGCGACGGCCCCUCCCCGUAGAGGGCGCUGCGUUCUGAGGCCGUCCUUCCGGCUGUCGGAGGUGCUCGGCGGAGGGCGCGCGGAGGAGGCGGGCGCGGCCCCAGUGCGGCUUGCGCACCGUCUGCGCGAGGACGGCGUCUGCUUCUGGAGCCUCAUCACGGUGUUGCGGCACUGGGCGGGGGGCUGCGCCGGCGAGCUGUACGCCUGCCCCGCCAGCUGGGGGCUCGUCGUCGACGUGGGCGGCGGCGGCUGCUGGCCCGCCACCGUGCAGCCCGGGACCCGCCACUACCCGCUCGCGGCGCUCCGCCACGCGCUGGUGGGGUCGGGCUUCCGCUGGACGUGCCCGCUGGAGCGGGAGGGGGAGCUGCGCGUGCGCCGGGAGGCGGCGGCGGCGCGGGCGACGGCGUAUUUUGGCCUGCGGCCGACCCCCGCGGCGGAGGGCGCCUGCGACGUCUCCCUCGCGGCGUACGUGGCGUUGUGCUUGCGGCGGCGUGCGUCCGCCCCCCUGCCCGUUUUGGUGCGGCGCGGGGCGUGGGAGAAGCUGGAGGGCCUCGGCGCGCUGGACGACGUGCCCGACGGUGUCUUCCUCCUGUCCUCGACGACGCCGCACUGCGAGCCGCCGGACUUCGCCGCGGUGGGGCGGCAGCGGCUGCGCUUCAUGGCCGAGUUUGGCGUGGCCGACGUGUUUGCGGAGGACGCCGUCGGUAUUCUUGCGUGA
This is a messenger RNA of Trypanosoma conorhini, 1719 nucleotides long. RefSeq lists its product as uncharacterized. The record is from RefSeq and is a predicted model, not a curated record. Lineage: Eukaryota; Euglenozoa; Kinetoplastea; Trypanosomatida; Trypanosomatidae. The transcript has a single exon. The coding region runs from base 1 to 1719 and encodes 572 amino acids.